GGGAACUACUCCUUUAGCGAACCCUUUUCUAGCUUUCUCGCCACAUCCGUCGACCAUGCAACAAAACUGCAAGAAUCUUUGCCGUGGUGCCGCUGCGGUGACACAGCGCCGUCCGGUUGCGGCCUUGCGCGUUGUUGCAACGCCUUUCCGCAGCGGUGCAGUAUCGUUCUCCCCCCUCCUCACGCCCCACCGACGUUUCAGCAUGCCGGACCCCUCGGACCUCUUCACCUCGCCCGCCGGCUUGAUGGCACUGCUGUACGGACGCACCGGCAGCAGCACGCCCGCGGCCUCCACAGCCCUGCCGUCCGACGUCGUUCAGGCGACCGGGAAGUCGUCGCGGCGUGCACUCCAGCAGCGGCGCCGUCCAACACGCCGGCCACAAGGUGAUGAAGCGGCUGGCGAUCACGGCAAUGGCAACAACACUAGCGGUCACACCCACAGGGCCGACAGGACGAUGGCGAGCGGCCCCAGCUCCCUUUUCACCACCCAAGCCGUUGUGCUCGCCCUCGCCAUUUUCCUCCUCUCCGCGCUGUGGGACCUCUUUACCUCGCAAAAGUCCACCAUCUGGAACGCCGUAAAGAACAGCGUGGCUACCACGCUCGAGGUGCGCUCCUCCUCGCAGGAGUUCGCAAUGAUUGUGGACUGGAUGGGCCGCCAGCCACACGGACAGCGCAUACGCAACCUGGGUUUGCGGCCGGUCACGGUGCAAGACGAGCAGAAGGCCAUUUGGGGCACAGAGGAGGCUGCAGAUGCGUCGCACAGCGCCGCCGACGCGGACGCGCGGGUGAUGCUGGUGCCUGGCUACGGCAGUCACCUCUUCCGCUUCGGCACCACGUGGGUGUACAUCACACGCAGCGAAGACCCGUCAAAGCAGAAGGCCGCCGCGGCACACCGCGUGGACCGCGAAAACGACAAGCUCACUCUCACCUUCCUUACGCGUCGCCGCGCUGUGGUGCAGCUGUUUAUGAGUCACGUGCGGGAGUCGUGGAACGACAACGUGCGCAACACCGUGCACAUCUACCUCAGCGAGGGCUACAGCGCGCGGUGGCGGCUGCUGUCGGAGCGCCUGCGCCGCCCCCUCAACACGCUGUACCUUCCCGCAGAGACGAAGGCCAUCGUCGAGGAGGCGCGGCUCUUUCUGCGCAUGAAGAGCACCUACGCCGCGCUGGGCAUUCCGUGGCGGCGGGGCUACUUAUUAGAGGGUCCGCCUGGGACUGGCAAGUCGAGCUUCGCGAUGGCCCUCGCGGGGGAGCUGGGGUUGCCACUGCACAUCCUUUCGCUCCGCAGCGACAACAUGGACGACGACGCGCUCCUCUCCCUCGUCAGCGGUCUCCCGCCGCGCUCCAUCUUGUUGAUUGAAGAUUUCGAAAAUGCGCUGAAAGCAAAGCACUCCGUGUCCACCGCGGAGCCGCCGGACGCAGAAGGUGCCUCUCCCGCCGUUGCCUUGACCUACUCGACGGAUGUCGGUGGAGGCCCACGUUCGGCUUUGUCUCUGAGUGCGUUGCUGAACGCGCUGGACGGGGUCUCCAGCAGCGAGGGAAGGCUGCUGCUCAUCACGGCAAACGACACGUCUAAGAUUCCGUUUGCGGAUGCGCUGCUACGGCCGGGGCGCAUUGAUCGCCGUAUCGCGUUCGAGAAGCUGCAACCUCAGCAGAUUGAGGAAAUGGAGGAGUCGUUUCAGCGAACGCUGCGGGAGCGCCUGCCGACCAUCGCCGAUGCCGCUGCCACGACGCAUUUCGGCGCGACGGAGGGCAGUGGAGACAGGAGCAGUGAUAAGGAUGAGGGGGGAACAACGUGCACGCCGGCAUUGUAUCAGCAGCGGCUUCUAAACUCGGUUUUUUCGUCGUCUUUGCACUCCGCGGAGACCCUCACAGCCUCCGAGUAG
This is a messenger RNA of Leptomonas pyrrhocoris, 1885 nucleotides long. RefSeq names its product putative mitochondrial ATP-dependent chaperone, putative,mitochondrial chaperone BCS1. NCBI's taxonomy places the organism in Eukaryota, Euglenozoa, Kinetoplastea, Trypanosomatida, Trypanosomatidae. The record is from RefSeq and is a predicted model, not a curated record. Gene Ontology annotation, molecular function: ATP hydrolysis activity; ATP binding. Bases 56 to 1885 code for a protein of 609 amino acids. The transcript has a single exon.